Hyposmocoma kahamanoa is the source of this 5763-nucleotide messenger RNA. RefSeq names its product spectrin alpha chain-like. Lineage: Eukaryota; Metazoa; Arthropoda; Insecta; Lepidoptera; Cosmopterigidae. The coding region runs from base 154 to 5763 and encodes 1869 amino acids. The record is from RefSeq and is a predicted model, not a curated record. Gene Ontology annotation, molecular function: actin filament binding. The transcript has 33 exons. Gene Ontology annotation, cellular component: cortical actin cytoskeleton; cell junction; cell projection. Gene Ontology annotation, biological process: actin cytoskeleton organization.
GAGAAACUGGCCACGCUGAACGUCCACGGCGACAAGCUGCUGCAACAGAACCACGUGGAGAGCCAGCGCAUCGCGGACGAGCUGGGCGAAAUCAACGAGAGGCGCAAGAAGCUGCACGCGGCGGCGGCGGCGCGGCGCGAGCAGCUGCGGCGCAUGCGCGCAAGGGCGCAGUUCGCGCGCGACGCGGCCGAGGCGCGCGGCUGGGUGGCCGACAAGCUGGCCAAGCUGCAGGCCGACAAGCAGGGCGAGGUCACCGACCUGGAGGACAAGAUCAAGAAGCUGCAGAAGCACCAGGCCUUCACGCUGGAGCUGGCCGCCAACAGCGGCCGCGUGCGCGAGAUCGAGCAGCUCGGCGCGCAGCUGGUGCCCGACGAGCACGUGGAGCGGCAGCUCGAGCAGCUGCGGGACGACUGGCGGCAGCUGGAGGAGGCCACGGAGCGGCGAGGCCGUGGUCUGGAAGAAGCUCAAGAUAUCCUUGAAUUCAACCAGCAUUUGGACAAGAUCGAAGCUUGGAUCAGAGACAAGGAGAUGAUGGUGCAAGCGCACGAGCUCGGCCGCGACUACGAACACUGCAGCGCUCUGCUGCGCAAGCUGGACGACCUGGAUUCCGACAUGAAGGUCGACGACAAACAUGUCAAAAGCAUCUGCGCACUCGCCGACAAGCUGCUGCAACAGGGUCCAACGCAGCAGGCGGCGACUGUUGCGCAGCGUCGGGACGCGUUCUUGGCCAAAUGGAAGGCCCUUAGCGGCGCCUUGCAGAAGUACAGGGACAACCUUUCUGCUGCGCUCGAAGUGCAUUCGUUUAACAGAGACGUGGAGGACACCUUCGAGCGCAUCGCGAAGAAGGCGGCGCUGUUCAGCAGCACGGAGCGCGGCCGCGAGUUCAGCGCCGCGCAGGAGCUCAAGAGGAAGCACCUGGCCAGGGUCGCGGAGGCCAGCGCCGUCAAGGAGAAGAUACAGCAGCUGGAGGGCGAAGGGCGGGUCUUGGCUCACAAGCAUCCCGAACGCGCAAAGGAGAUCGAGUCCAGCCUACAGUCGCUCCGCGAAGAGUGGGCGAAGCUGCAGCAGCUCGCGGAGGCCAGAACCGCUCUCCUGGAUGAAGCCAUCAAUGAGCAUAAAUUCGAUGAAAACUUGAAGGAACUGGAGCUCUGGGUGUCAGAAACUGUGAAGCGUAUGAGCAGCACCGAGCCGCCCGAGACCGUCAGCGACGCGCAGGCGCUGCUGGAAGUACACAAUGAUCGGAAGGCGGAGAUCGACGGCAGACAAAAAGCAAUCGCUGCUCUUCAAACCGAGCAGGCCCUCGUUCCUGAGAAGAAGAAGAAAGUGGAACAGCUCUCCUCCACUCUCGACCAGGCUUGGCACGAGAGGAAGCAGUAUCUUAGUCAGGCUCACCAACUGCAACUACUAAAAGAGCAGGCCAGACAGGUCGAGGACUGGCUGGCGGGCAAAGAGGCUUUCCUCAACAACGACGAUCUUGGCGACAACCUGGACGCCGUGGAAACCCUGAUCCGCAAGCACGCCGAGUUCAGCAAGUUGCUGGAAUCGCAGCUGGGACGUGUUCAAGAGCUGGAGCAGAUGGCCAAGGGCGUGCUGCAAGACCAGCACUACGAUGUGCAAAGCACGAGGCGGCGCGUCAAUGAUAUACUUAGCCGGAGGGAUAAGUUGCAGGAGUCCUGCAAGCAACGCGGGGAAAUGCUUCAGCAAUCCAAACAACUGCAUCAAUUCUUACGGGACCUGAACCACGAGAGAGAGUGGAUCGCGCUCAAGAUGCAGGUUGCGACUGAUCAGAACUAUCGAGAGCUAUCAAACUUACAAAGCAAAAUUCAGAAGCACGCCGCGUUCGAAUCCGAGCUGGCAGCCAAUAAGGGACGCAUCGAUGACGUCGCUAAUCACGGCGAAGAGCUUAUAGAGAAAAAUCACUAUGCAUCAAGGGAAAUUGCGACUCACGUCGAGGAAUUAGAAAAUCAGUGGAGAGAACUACAGGCGGCAGCGAAGCUCCGUCGCGAGCGUCUACAAGAAGCGUACCAAGCGAGGGUAUACUUGCGUGGUCUGGACGAUUUCACUGCGUGGCUGGAUGAGGUGGAGACGCAACUCCUCAGCGAAGAUCAUGGCAAAGACUUAACUUCAGUAUCGGCUCUUCUCAAACGACACUCUAGACUAGAGCAGCAAGUAUCCAGCAAGGCUGACACUGCAACACAGCUUGCCGACACGGCGACACAGCUGGCUGAGGAUGGCCACUUCAUGGCCGAAGAGAUUCUAGAAAAGGCCAACCAUGCUGUUAAGAGAUACCGCCAGUUGCAAGAGCCGAUGCAAAUACGUCGCGACAAUUUGGAAGACGCGGCUCUGCUACACCGCUGGGAGAGGGACGCCGAUGAGGAGAUCAGAUGGAUGCGUGAACGCGAAGGAGCCGUGCGAGUGGAAGACGCCGGCAACACUCUGCCCGAGGCGCAAGCGCUCCUGAAGAAACAUCUCGCUCUGGAGGCCGAGCUCCUGUCCAGGGAGCCGGCGGUGAAGGCGCUGGUGGGCCGCGCGGCGCAGCUGGCGCGCCGCGGCCACUUCGCGGCGGGCCCGCUGGAGGCGCGCGCGCGCGACCUGGGCGCCGGCCUGCGCGCGCUGCUGGACGCCGCGCGCCUGCGCCAGCGGCGAUUGCGCGAACGCGGCGAGCUGCUGCAGCUGCUGGCGGAGAUGGCCGAGGCCGAGGCGUGGGUCUCCGAGCGGCGGGUGCUGCUGGUCUCCUCGGACGUCGGCCGCGACGAGGCCAGCGCGCUCUCCCUGGCCAAGAGGCUGGACGCGCUGCAGAGGGAGCUGCAGGGCUUCGACGCCGACCUGGGCAAGCUGGAGAAGUCUGCUGCGGCUUUGAUGGAACGCCCUACGAUAGACAACGAACACGUCAAAGGCAAAAUGCACGACCUAAAGAACCUCUAUGAAGAAAUGAAACUGUUGUCAGCGCAGCGACAGCAGCGUUUGCAGCAGAGCCUGAAGUAUUUCAAGUUCGUGCAAGAAUGCGAAGAAGUCCAGGAAUGGAUCGGCGAGCAGAUGUCUGCGGCUGCCAGCGAGGAGUACGGCUUGGACGUGGAACAUGUCGAGACAUUGCAGCAGGCCUUUGAGAAUUUCUUAGCUCAGUUGCACGCCAACGAAGGUCGAAUCGAAGCAGUGUGCGAGGCUGGCAACACGUUGCUCGAGGAAAACACCCCAGAGGCGAAACGCGUCCAGCAGAGGAUCGAAGACAUCAGAGGACUGUGGGAUGACCUGAAGGAGCUGGCAUUGGCUAGAAACGACGCUCUAGCCGGCGCCCGUCAAGUCCACGAGUUCGAUCGCUCAGUGGACGAGACAGCAGCCUGGGUGGCUGAGAAGGAAUCUGCCCUUGCGACGGAGACUUCGCCCCCGCGGUCGCUGCACGAGUUGCAUGCCAGCAGACGGAGGCUGGAUGCAUUGCAGGCAGACGUGGAAGCCAUUCGAGCACAGCAUGCCAAAUUGCAGCAAGAAGCUGAGAAACUCGGCACAGCGUUCCCCGACGCAAAAGAGCACGUUUCGUCGAAACUAGAAGACGUCACCGAGGCGCUAGAAGAUCUGUCCGCGCGAGCCGAGCAGUGCGUCGCGCAGCUCGAGCUGGCAGGACAGCUGCAGCACCUUUUCGGCACUUAUCAGGAGUUACUGGCCUGGACCAACGAGACGCUGGCGCGCGUGACGGCGCCCGAGCUGGCCGCGGACGUGUCGGGCGCCGAGCGGCUGCUGGCGCGCCACCGCGACGUCGGCGUCGAGAUCCACGCCAAGGACGACGCCUUCAAGGCGCUCUACGCCGACGGCGAGAAGCUGGUCAAGGAGGGCCACUUCAUGGCGGGCGAGAUCGAGGAGCGGAUGUCGACGCUGCGCGCGAGGAGGCAGCAGCUCGACGCGGCCUACAACAACAGGGCCAGUAUAUACGAGCGGCACCUGGACGCUCUCAUCUUCAAGAGAGACGCCGACGCCUUGGACAACUGGAUCGCCACAAGAAUGCCACUCGUUCGCGAUGGCAAAUACGGCGAGAGUGUGGCGCAAGUUGAGGAACUGAUCAACCGACACAAAGAUCUGGAGGAGACCAUUGAGUCGCAGAAAGAUAAGUUCAGCGGUCUCAAGAGGAUAACACUGCCAGAAGGUCGAUACCUGAAAAAAGAGGAUGUAGAGCAACAAAUCGCCGUAUGGGGAUACGAAAAUUUAAACCACACCAAAAUGGAAGACGUCAAAAAGUAUAAGUGUGGUUUUGAUAAAAACAAUCAGGUAAUCGAGAAACUAUCUAAGUUUUUAAAUACUGAAAACGAGGUUGGUACGAUGCAACCUACAACGUACAACGUGCUCUACCUCUAUUGUAGAGAAACGCUGUUUAGCAAAAUCAAAAAUCGUAAUACUAAACAACCAAAUAAACAACGAAAACGCCUCAUAAUAUCUAUUCCCGAAAAUCUGAAGUCCGAGUUUAUUAAAAAAAUUGGCUUCAACAACCAAGAAAUCAACAGCCAGUCUCUGGAUGACUUCAGUAACAGCUUUAAAGAUCUCGAUGAAAUAUCGAGACGACAACUGAUAGAACAUGAUCGUAUAAAGAUCGGUGGUUUCCGUAUAACAGAUUUACUCUCUAUGAACGAGUUAGACCUGUGCAUGCGAGAUAAAAUAUUAUUAAAAUUUAUUUUAAAUGAAUUAGAAAUAAACGACGAUAAAGUAGAAAGAAAUCGAUGUGAUGAAGCAGUCCAGCAAUAUUACACAGACCGUUCUUUGUUGCAUGUCAUCGUGGAUCGAGGCAUCGAAAAAGAUCCUCUAUUUCACGUAGUGCGAGGAUAUACACGACACGAGGAAAUUAAACAACAAGAGGUAGUUGUUGUUUCUUCAGACGAGAAAUUAUUUGACCAUUUUCAUAAAAAAUAUAGUCAUGUGCAUUGGCUAAUGGAAAUAAACAAUAAAUAUGUCUGGAUGACUACUAAAGGCACACUUACAAAUCUUCGCAAGUAUGUUACAGAGCAAGAUCCAGGCCUUGAUCUAAAUUCGAACGCUGAAAUGUACAUCCCUGUCACAAAUGUUAGUGAUGUGAAAAACAAUGUACUUCUUAUUAGUGCUAACCCGGGAAUGGGUAAAUCAAUCUUGCUCUCACAUAUAGUUAAACAAUCGAAGAAAAAGGAUAAUUCUUUCUUAGUUGUUAAGGCCAAUCUAACAGAUGGCAUUGACAAACUCGAAAGUCUAAAAGCGAAAGAAAAUGUUACACUCGACCAAGCAAUACACUACCUCUUUAUUAGUACACAAAUUGAAUCGUCUCAAAUAGAAGAAAGCGAAAGUGCAUUUAGCCUUUUAACUGUCCAGAAAGACGGAUAUAUAGCCUUUUCACGUAACGACGAUUUUGAUCCCUUGGGUCAAUUGCGUGCAAUGAUAUUUUGUAAUCUGUACAAUAAAGAAAAAAUCGUGUUAUUACUUGAUGGUUUUGAUGAGAUGGCGCCAAACUAUUGCAACGUAACAUUGAAACUUCUGGAGAAGCUAAAGCAAAGCAAGUUGCGUUACCCGGACGCAGUGAAUACCAAAGAUUCCAAAGGCAGAACGGCCUUAGAUUAUGCUAUUGAAAAUAAAAAUGAGCCUUUGGUUACUCUUUUACCUGAGAGUAAAGUCCGUGCUGAUAUCCGAGACAAGACUGAUAAAAUGUCGGCUCACAUAAAUAAAUCAAAGGUAAAUACCACUUGCAAUUUUUACAUGAUGGACAAUGCAAUUGACAACUUGAAACUACAUCAAGUUAAUAACAACAGUAAAUAA